UCCUCCUCCUUCUGACUAACAGCCUUUUGCAUUUCAAGGGCUUGAUCUUCCUUGCCUUAAAAGUUGUAAACCACACCACAAGGAAGUAAGGAAGAAGAAGAAGAGGAGGAGGAGGAUGAAGGGGGGGGGGAAGACAUACACACACACAUACACAUAAACAAGUAGUCCAGUUUACAGGCACACUUCGGAGCAUACACACACAUACAGUAUACUCCAGCCUGGUCCCCUUUAUCUCGGCUGUCUGUGUGUCCGUGUGUGUGUGUGUGUGUGUGUGUGUGUGUGAUAGUGUUAAGUGUAUCUAAGUGCUGUGUUGUGUGGAUUGACAGUGAGCCUUGGUGCAGCGUGACUCGGUGGACAGGCCGCGGAUAGGCCGUGAGUCAGGCACAGCAAGGAACAUUUAGUGAAGAGGAAAAUAUAAAUAAGAAAAACGGAUAAAGCAGGACAAGAGGAGAGAAGACUUUUUGGUUAGAGAAGAGUAAAGAGGAGUGUAAGGCGGCGCAGCAGCAAGAAGCGUGUGUGCACGGAGAGGCGCGCCCAGCAGGAGCCGCAGGAGUCACCGCCAGGCGUGCAGCAGGAAGAGGAACCACGCGCCGCGCCCGCCCGCACGUUCACCCCGCCAGCAGGAGCGUGAGGCCAGGCGGCGCCAGAAAGUGUCCUGACCUUCCCUGCCCUGCCCACCUGCCAUGGCGUGAAGGCUCCACGCCCCGCAGACAUGACCACCUUUAUCCGAGGCGCCCUGUCCUGGCUGGGCGGUGGCGGUGGUGGCGGCGGCAGCGGCGGCGGCAGCAGCAGCAGCAGCAGCAGCAGCAGCAGCAGCAGCAGCAGCAGUAGCAGCCGGGAAGUGAGAGUUGAAAGGAUGGCCACCACUCCGCCCGACGUGCCCCUACCGCCUUCCAAUCCCAUGUCCAUCACUCAGCACGCCACGCCCCUGCCAGACCACGCCGUGCCGCCCACACAGUCCAGCACGCUCUGCACCACGCCCACCUCAGGCUGCUCCACACCUGUACCGCGCAACGUGCCGCCCUCACCCCCAGGGCCCCCGCCCAAGUCCCAGGCCAGGCCCGCCGUGCAACCUGCGCCACGCCGCCCCAGCCUCCAAUCCCGCAGGGACAGCCAGGGAGCCUGGCCCGCCCCCACCGGUCCGCUCCCUCAGCCAGAGGCAGGGCGCGGCAAGGGUGGUGAGGCCCGCUGGGUGCCCCCUCCUCCCGGGCCGCGCAGGGAGCGCCCCAAGUUCCUGCCACUGGUGUCCCCCAAUAGGCCAGCACAGCCCGCCCCAGCCCCGGCCACUACCUCUGCCUCCGCCUUCCAGCUGCCGCCCUGCCCCCCGCCCCGUCCCCUGCAUCCACCGCGCCCGCUGCGCAGGGCACAGAGCUUCCAGUACCCAGACUACAGCCACAUCAGGCCCAAGGUGAACAGCAGACCCUCGCCCGCCAGCCCCUCCCAGGGCGGCGCCAAGCCCAAGCGUGUCACCGCCACCCCGGGGGCCGCGCCCCCACCACGCGGGGCGCCCCGGUUCAGCAAGGCUAACAGUGAGCGCGGCACCGUCCCCACGCUGAGUCACAGCCACAGCAUGAGGGAGCUGCCCAAGCUGGUGAGUCGCCGCGCCGCCCCCCAGCCCAGCCAGGACGGUGCGGUGGGCAUGCGGCGCUGGCGUAGCCUGGGUGACGAGUACCCCCUGCAGCGCCCUGCCCGCCGUCACCGCCAAGGAUGUGCCAAGGGCGUGGCCUGCUCCACCAGCCACGGGGACCUCACCGUGGAGAGCACCACGUCCCUGCAGCCUGCCGCCACCCGGGGAAUCAGACACUCUGCGUCCUGCCCUCAGAACCUUAGCAGGGCCGCCUCCCUACAGGAGGACGUCAGCACAGUCUUAGUGCGACAGCAGGGUAAGGAAAUCAGCACAGCCUCACCGCAGCAGCAGCAGCAGGAUAAGGACGUCAGCAGACCCUCACUCCAGCAGCAGCAGGAGGAGGAAGAGGAAGAAGUGAACAGAGGCGUACAUCAACAGGAGGAGGAAAUCAUUAGUGCCCCACUUCAGCAACAGCAAGAGGAGGAAGUCAGCAGAGCCUCCCCUCAGCAUCACUUAGAACAGGAAGUCACCAAAGCUUCAAUUCAGCAGGAGCAGGAUGUCACCAAAGCUUCACUUCCACAGGAGCAGGAAGUCACCAAAGCUUCACUUUCACAGGAGCAGGAAGUCACCAAAGCUUCACUUUCACAGGAGCAGGAAGUCAUCAAAGCUUCACUUCCACAGGAGCAGGAAGUCACCAAAGCUUCACUUCCACAGGAGCAGGAAGUCAUCAAAGCUUCACUUCCACAGGAGCAGGAAGUCACCAAAGCUUCACUUCCACAGGAGCAGGAAGUCACCAAAGCUUCACUUUCACAGGAGCAGGAAGUCAUCAAAGCUUCACUUCCACAGGAGCAGGAAGUCACCAAAGCUUCACUUCCACAGGAGCAGGAAGUCAUCAAAGCUUCACUUCCACAGGAGCAGGAAGUCACCAAAGCUUCACUUCCACAGGAGCAGGAAGUCACCAAAGCUUCACUUCCACAGGAGCAGGAAGUCAUCAAAGCUUCACUUCCACAGGAGCAGGAAGUCACCAAAGCUUCACUUCCACAGGAGCAGGAAGUCACCAAAGCUUCACUUCCACAGGAGCAGGAAGUCACCAAAGCUUCACUUCCACAGGAGCAGGAAGUCAUCAAAGCUUCACUUCCACAGGAGCAGGAAGUCACCAAAGCUUCACUUCCACAGGAGCAGGAAGUCACCAAAGCUUCACUUCCACAGGAGCAGGAAGUCAUCAAAGCUUCACUUCCACAGGAGCAGGAAGUCACCAAAGCUUCACUUCCACAGGAGCAGGAAGUCACCAAAGCUUCACUUUCACAGGAGCAGGAAGUCACCAAAGCUUCACUUCCACAGGAGCAGGAAGUCAUCAAAGCUUCACUUUCACAGGAGCAGGAAGUCACCAAAGCUUCACUUCCACAGGAGCAGGAAGUCAUCAAAGCUUCACUUUCACAGGAGCAGGAAGUCAUCAAAGCUUCACUUCCACAGGAGCAGGAAGUCACCAAAGCUUCACUUCCACAGGAGCAGGAAGUCACCAAAGCUUCACUUCCACAGGAGCAGGAAGUCACCAAAGCUUCACUUCCACAGGAGCAGGAAGUCACCAAAGCUUCACUUCCACAGGAGCAGGAAGUCAUCAAAGCUUCACUUCAGCAGGAGCAGGAAGUCAUCAAAGCUUCACUUCCACAGGAGCAGGAAGUUAUCAAAGCUUCACUUCAGCAGGAGCAGGAAGUCACCAAAGCUUCACUUCCACUGGAGCAGGAAGUCAUCAAAGCUUCACUUCAGCAGGAGCAGGAAGUCAUCAAGGCUUCACUUCAGCAGGAGCAGGAAGUUAUCAAAGCUUCACUUCCACAGGAGCAGGAAGUCAUCAAAGCUUCACUUCAGCAGGAGCAGGAUGUCACCAAAGCUUCACUUCCACAGGAGCAAAUAGUCACCAAAGCUUCACUUCCACAGGAGCAGGAAGUCACCAAAGCUUCACUUCCACAGGAGCAGGAAGUCACCAAAGCUUCACUUCCACAGGAGCAGGAAGUCACCAAAGCUUCACUUCCACAGGAGCAGGAAGUCAUCAAAGCUUCACUUCAGCAGGAGCAGGAAGUCAUCAAAGCUUCACUUCCACAGGAGCAGGAAGUUAUCAAAGCUUCACUUCAGCAGGAGCAGGAAGUCACCAAAGCUUCACUUCCACAGGAGCAGGAAGUCAUCAAAGCUUCACUUCAGCAGGAGCAGGAAGUCAUCAAGGCUUCACUUCAGCAGGAGCAGGAAGUUAUCAAAGCUUCACUUCCACAGGAGCAGGAAGUCAUCAAAGCUUCACUUCAGCAGGAGCAGGAUGUCACCAAAGCUUCACUUCCACAGGAGCAAAUAGUCACCAAAGCUUCACUUCCACAGGAGCAGGAAGUCACCAAAGCUUCACUUCCACAGGAGCAGGAAGUCAUCAAAGCUUCACUUCAGCAGGAGCAGGAUGUCACCAAAGCUUCACUUCCACAGGAGCAGGAAGUCACCAAAGCUUCACUUCCACAGGAGCAGGAAGUCAUCAAAGCUUCACUUCCACAGGAGCAGGAAGUCAUCAAAGCUUCACUUCAGCAGGAGCAGGAAGUCAUCAAGGCUUCACUUCAGCAGGAGCAGGAAGUCAUCAAAGCUUCACUUCCACAGGAGCAGGAAGUCAUCAAAGCUUCACUUCAGCAGGAGCAGGAUGUCACCAAAGCUUCACUUCAGCAGGAGCAGGAGGAGGAAAAAGGCAGAGCCUCACACCAGCAGGAAGAAGUCAGCAGAGCCUCACAUCAGCAGCAGCAGGACGUCAGCAGAGUUUCGCUUCAGCCGCAGCAGGAGGAAGAAAUGAACAGGCCAGCGUUGGGUGAGAGGAGCGGCGGCGGCGGUGGAUGGUUGGUGCCGGCGUCGUUGGAGGACAGCAGCGCGGCCACAGCGGGCAGUGAGAGCAUGGGCAGGGCGUCGGCGUCGUCGUCGGAGAGUGAGAGUGAGGAUGACGGGGACGAGGUGUUCAUGCCAGCAGCGACGCGCAUGGGCGGUCUGAGCCGCAGCUGGGGCGGCGGAGAGUGGGGAGCGUGGGGAUGCUCCAGCAGCAGUGACAGCAGCAGGGACAACAGUCCCGCGCCUCUCAGGCGGCCCACGGGCAGCCUCACCAACCUGGUGGAGUGUGGCGCCUCGCGGAUGGGCAGCAGCAACAGCAGCAGCAGACACAAUCUAUGCCUCAGUCUGACGGACCUGCACUACACCGGCAGGCGUGCUGCCACCAACAGCAGCAGCAGCAGCGUCAGGCGGUCAGGGCAGGGCGUGCUGUCCUGCGCCUGCAGCCAGACACGCCUGGACACCCACACAGGCUGGCACGUCCUCCGCCGCAGCCUGCAGCGCCGCACCCGCGCUGCGCACGGGUGGCACGCUCUACGAGAGCAAGUGUUGGAGGAGGUGAACGUCCGCCGGAAGGCGCAGGCUAGGAGGGAUGGCGGGGAGGGAGCCAGCGAGUGGCCACCAAGGGAAGAGGAAGAGGAGGAGAGGGAGAAGCAGGAGGAGCAGGCCCCACCGGAAAUGUGUCCGCCCGCCGCUUCCGUGGAGUCCCCUGGCUGUCGUCGCUCCUGCCGCCCGCCGCGCCUCAGCGAGGUGUUCGGUGGCAGCGGGGAUGUGCGCGCCACGCGGCGCCUCGUCAAGAACAGCCUCAGCGUGGAGGAGCCGGCCCGCAAGACGCGCCGGGGAAGAAACCGUCGCCGGGCCGCUGCCGUCGCCCAGCCAGCCCUGAGGUACGCCACGCCCACGGCCAAGGCGCCGUGCGGGCGUGCGGCAGACUUGCUGGAGGUGGUGGUGGCGCUGCCGCCGCAGGAGCCUAGCCCCGAGAGCGGCCUGGGCACGAGCUUCGAGGACAGCGCCGCGUCCUUCUCUUCUUCCUCCACGCCACACUCAGGCAGCUCCUCGCCCGCCCCCACACCGCCACCCGCCACUACACCCAGCCAGGUGUACCACGCCAUCUCCCACUACCUGUGCUCCGUGGACCUGGCGGAGAGCGAGGACGACAGCUUCAACCAGGAGGCUGACGUGCUGUGCCCCGAGGACCUGCUGGUGCUGACGGACAACGAGGACACCGUCAGCUGGCGCGACCUGGUGGUCAGCGAGUCCGCGCCGCUCCCUCGCCAGCCUGACCUGGACCUGCACUUCUCGGCGCCGCCCAGCCCCGCCCCGGACUCUACAGACCUGCCGGGGGAGCUGCAGGACCUGCUGGGGGCAGAUUUCCCCCUGGACAGUCUAUCCUGGGACACAACCGAGACCCCGCACCUCCCCGCCCGCCGCCGCCCCGGGCCACUCUGACACCUGGGAGCACGACACAUCCACGCCCUCUCCUGACGAGCCCUGGCCCCCGUCCCUGCCGCCUGAGCCGCCCCUCACCCCUCAGGGACCACCCAACACUCCCAACCGCGACCCCGCCUCGCCCACCACGCCCCAGCACCUGCCCUGCAUCACGCCGCAAGACCAGCCCGAGCCCUCGCCUCCACCAUCCACCUGCCACUCCCACCACAAGGCCACCACGGCGUGUGAGGAGGAGGAGGAGUGCCGCGGGCGUGGGCGGGUGUGCGGCUCUGAGGCGCGGGAGGCGUCACGGGAGCGCAGCAUCAGCUGCAGCGACAACAUGC
Molecule: messenger RNA, 6180 nt
Organism: Portunus trituberculatus (swimming crab)
Lineage: Eukaryota; Metazoa; Arthropoda; Malacostraca; Decapoda; Portunidae
Product: serine/arginine repetitive matrix protein 2-like
Exons: 2
Coding region: 713-5857 (1714 amino acids)
Source: RefSeq, a predicted model, not a curated record